UCCAACGGUCCAAGUAACCCCAAGAAACCCUGUAAGGUAUACGCUCCCCCUCCGCCGCCACGACCGAAGUCGUACCGGCGCCUUCAUCCACCUCCAACCCUAGGCUCCGGCGAUGGCACGCUCCGCUCGCCGUCGGCGUCCGCCGCCUCCGCCGCCGCCGCCGAGGGUUUCCUCUUCGGAGGAGACCGCCUCCGACGAGUCGGAGGAGGAGGAGGCUGUCGCUACUCCCGUCGUCCCCAACAAGGGAGAGGAAUCCGACUCCUCCGAUGAGGGGGAAUCGGAGGAUGAAGAGGAAGCGGAGGAGGACAUGGUAAAGUCCUCCGCUACCAACAGCAGGGCUCCACCGCCGAAGAAUCUCGAGGGGGAGGAAGAGGAUGAACCGUCCGAAUCAGAGAAGGCGCCGCAGCUGCCGCCGAAGAAGCAGGCUUUCCAGCGCAUCUGGUCGACCGAGGACGAGGUGCGCAUCCUCGAGGCGCUCGCGGCUCACCGCGAGGAGCACGGCGCGCUGCCACAGGGCGACGCGCUCGCCGCCUCCCUCGCCGGUAUCCUCGACAAACCUGGCUGCGAUCGCAGGGGGCUCCAGGGCAAGAUCAGUACCCUCAAACGCCGGUACAAGGCCAUCGCCAAGAAGGGCGGCGAGUUACCCAGCAAGGGUGACGACCGCCUGCUCUUUGACCUCUCCAAGAGGAUCUGGGGCAGCCAGGCGGCGAACGGCGCCACGAGGGAGUUCGACGAGAUGUGCGAGUUGUACCCGCACCUCGCUGAGGAGGUGAAGGCGUGGGAGGAGAAGUACCCCGGCUUGUUCAAGAGGGACUUCGGCAGGAUCGACGACAACAAGGCGCGUGCGCUGGACAUGAAGAUCAAGAAGCAGAGGCUUGCCGAGAUGAAUGUGGAGAUGCGCAGUAGCAACCUGACCAGGCAGGUGGGCAAGGUGUUUGCGGAGCUGGCCAAGGUGAACUGAACCAAUGAACAGUCGUACACUCGUUCUAGCAUGACGUUAAGGUGUACUACUGGUUAUUACCUGCAAACCAUAUGGUGAACAGCAGCAGCUUUAGUUGCAAAAUGUUCAUCUUAUAUUAGUGAUAGAGUUAGAUGUUCUGUGUUCUUGCCUAGGCAAUUUGGUUAUCAUCACCCGAGCUUGCAUCUUAUAGUGAUAGAGUUGGAUGAUCUAUGUUAUUGCCUAGGCAAUUGGUCAUCAUCACCUGAGCCUUGAUGGCUUGUCUUUUGGUGUCUUGUCAGCUCAGAGCCUUAGACAUUGAUCAGUGAACGUAGUAAUUAAGACUGAAAUUCACGCGGUCCUGAA
Molecule: messenger RNA, 1303 nt
Organism: Oryza brachyantha (malo sina)
Lineage: Eukaryota; Viridiplantae; Streptophyta; Magnoliopsida; Poales; Poaceae
Product: probable transcription factor At1g61730
Exons: 1
Coding region: 113-961 (282 amino acids)
Biological process (GO): regulation of DNA-templated transcription
Cellular component (GO): nucleus
Source: RefSeq, a predicted model, not a curated record